UCCUUUAAACUCCUAGGAUUUCUUGACGUUAAAAGCGUCCCAUGUGCACGAGAAUCGGUGCUUUAUGGCUCCGUGGGAUCUUUAGUUGUGGGUCUUGGACAUUUUUUAGCAACUAGUAGAGUUAGAAGAUCUUGUGACUUUGCAGUCGGUGGCUUUAUUUGCACAAUGUUAGGAUACUGGUUUUACUGCAGGUACAAUUUGGCCCAACACAGGAUCCGGCAAAGAAUGCUUAAAGAAGGAAUGAGAAACAAAAUUUUAUUUGAAGGCAGUUCUCUUGAUCCAGAAAGAAAACAAACUGGCAAUGAAAGCAGCGAUUCAUAGUCUGCUAUAGAGGAGUCUGUGGUCUAAUACAGCUUUGGGAGAAGGUGGUCCAAAAAUGGCAGUCUUCCCUGUAAAUGUGUGAGGUGCCUAAAACUGAUAAAUCAUGCUGGUUUUCCUAGCAAAUCCAAGCAAGAAAAUCAUGGUGAAUCUGUCAAGUCAGUAUACAAGCCUUUCUUUGUUUCAUAUAUGUAUGUGUGUGUGUAUAUGACUAUGUACACAGUUAGGAAUGACCUCCUGUUAAACAUCUGGGAACUGAUGUGUUCUGUUACAGGGACUUGGAGGAUUAAUGACAGUGUUUUGGGACUGCUUUAACUUCCAUUAUAAACAGAAGGUUUGUUUUAGCAAAGUUGUAAUGACAUCUCAUUUAAAUACAGGAAAAUAUUUUCAUCA
Messenger RNA from Pelecanus crispus (Dalmatian pelican), 711 nucleotides. The record is from RefSeq and is a predicted model, not a curated record. NCBI's taxonomy places the organism in Eukaryota, Metazoa, Chordata, Aves, Pelecaniformes, Pelecanidae.